UUAUCACUGAUCUUCAGUUGCAUUGUAACGUGACAUCUCAUCUGGACAGCUGAUAUCCGAAGGCUAGUGCCAGUAAUGGUAUGCAUAUGUCUAAAGGGAUUUGCCAAGUGGUUCAAUGGAACAUACACAUUCAGUGCAAUGCACAUGAUGUAUGUAGUUGUAUCUAUUCUGUGCUGGGAGCGUCAGAAUUAUUCAUGUACUCUGUGGUAGUACACGGCAGGCCAGGUGCUGGUAAUUGGGGCUACAGAGGUGUGAUCUGCGGUGCUCUACAUCAAAACCUGUUGGUGACACGAAACCUUCAGUGGAAUCAUAAAGAAUGUGGCUUGGGGGAAGGAUUACGCAGGAAUUAGUAUGCCUGGGUGCCACAGAAAGUGUCUAUUAAUUUGUUUUUCUGCCGACCAUCUGCUACUAGAUUUUGAUGCCAUUAAAGUGACAACGUAGCAUUGAUUUUCCCAUCGGUGAUGAGAACCUGACAGUUCGGAUGCGUGGCCUGAUAAGUCUGGUGAUCAGCUUGCCAUUUGUACCGGUGUGUCCCUGCAUAAUUCCACAUCAUUCCAAUCACAGGGACAGCUGUCCUCAUGAUUCCUCACUGAUGGGAACGCAGAUAAAACCCAACAGCUGAAGGCGUCGUCUACUCUCUCUCCCUACAUGGCCAUGGCAAGUCCCCUCUUGUGUUUCACGCUGCGCCUGGGUCCCGGUGAGGAGAUCAAGUCUGCCCUGCAGAAGUUUGUCGAAGAGAAGAGACUGAAGGCGCCGUUCGUUAUGACCUGUGUCGGCAGUGUUUCCAGUGCCAAGUUGCGGCUGGCUAACGCCACAGCAGAGAAACCCAACGAGGUCAUCGAGCUGGACCAGAAGUACGAGAUCGUUUCAUUGGUCGGCACCUUAAACAACAGCUGUCAUCUUCACAUCUCAUUGGCUGACAAGGAUGGGGCUGUGAUUGGUGGCCACGUGAUGGGGAACCUGACCGUCUUCACCACGGCGGAGAUCGUGAUCGGGGAGUGCAGUAACCUGACCUACCGUAGGGAGAUGGACGACAGGACAGGGUUCCCUGAACUGGUGGUCAACAAGAGGCUCAACCACCAAAUGGGAACUGAGGUCUGACUUCCAACGGCCUUGGCAUCUGUCUUAGUAUGUUGCGACGUUUAGUUAUUAACCCAUUGAAAUUGAAUAUUGAGGGACUCAUUAAAAAUGGUUCCAAGAGAGAUAAUGACAGGGCUGUGGCAUUUAAGGGACCCAACCCUGUGCCACUAUGGUUGGUUUAGCAUGAUUAUGAGCUAGGGCUUGUAUGCCAAGCUGUGAUUUGCAUGUAAAAAUGUGAUAUUGUGGAUGUACUCUGCAAGGGUGAGUAAAUUUGCCUAAAAAGAUGGUAGAGUUUUACAGCAUUGCAUCAAAGUAGUAUGACUUUAACUUGCCUAUUUACUGUCUUAUUCUCCUGAUGUAAGUUAUGUCUACUCUACAACCACAUUUAGAAUCAAUUUAGAUCCAUUUUUGAUAUUUGGCAGUGAACCAACAUCAAGUGACAGUAAUUCAGUUUUCUUUCAAUCACUUCUGUCAUCUUCAGAGUCAACACACAUUCACUGCCUUUGGCCUUAAUCUACGAUAAAGUACAAUACUGCUAGUUCACACUCUACAGUACUAGUUGUCUAACCCUAACCUCUACAAUGUAGACUGGAAGUUAGAAAAUUUUUCUCAGUCUAUACAAUAACUGUAAGACAAUUGAGAGCUAUUUUUUUCUGUUACCAGACUGAGUAUUUUUAUGUGUAUUUUAUUACCAUCAGCUUUUUACUCAUUUAAGUUACAUAUUUUGAUAUGGCAGUUGUUGCUCCCUUUUAUAAUGUAUUGUGCCAGACUCCAUUGGCAAUGUUGCAAUUUAUUGUAUUGGUGCUUAAGUUUGGUAGAUAUCGAUACACAGUAUUCUUAGAUUUGCAGAAUUAUGGGGUAUUCUUAAUGUGUACAGCAAAGUAGCAUUUGUGCAUUCCGUUUGUUAGUGGUAUCACACAAUUUACUGAUUGUGAUACAAAGCCUUACCCAUUCCAACUGUCUUUUCAUAAGUCACAUGAUUUUAUGACAACCACCCUAUCAUUUUGAAAAACAAAUGCUUGAAGGAUUCCUACUUAAAAAUAAUCCCAUGUAGGUUAAAGGAUAGUGGAUGUAAAGGGUCACUGAGGCAUUUACAGUGCCUCUGAAUUCUUUUAUCUACUUCUGAAGGCUUCCUUCAUGCUAAGACUGUUAGCAGAUAAUUAGAAAAUUAUCAAUUUGAUUUUCAAAAGAUCAAAAUAUAUGUGACACCUUUCAUUUUUCAAUACAGAGAUAUGAAAUGUUUAGGUAUACAGCCUAUUAUGUCUAGUAUUUAAAACUUAUCUUAAAGUUAUGUGCAGCUUCUUCAGUUCAAUGAAUUGGAUUGUCCACUUUUAAUGUUACACACAAAAAUAUUAAAAAUGAAUAGAACACAUAGGAAAUUUGAUACUGUCUGUAUAGCAACAGUUAGAAUGUGCUAAGUGGUACAAAAUGUGUUGAAAUAUCCAUAAGAAAUGUGUGUUCAUGUUUUAUGCAGAAUGUAAUAUCAAUCACUAAUAUGAAUGUAUAUCAGCUUUUCGAAGGUAGAUGAAACGAGCAACGUUACAGUGCCAAAAGGUAAACACUUCCAGUGUGUAUGACAGUGUUAAGUGAUAUUGUGCUCAGAAGCUGAGGUGUAUCUAGUUACCACCCAAUGAAAUCUCUUGGUUCUCACACUUCAUGUUUUUCUGAUUUGAAAAGAAACAACAACAAAAAACAAGUAGUAGAAAAUCCUUCCAAGUUACAGUUUUUCCAUUCAUCAAAGCAUAAGUUGUUGAAAAUCCAUGUUUUAAAUGUUUACUAGCCUGUGUAGCAUCUUCUGCAGCAAUAGAGUCAUUCACCGUAUUGUCGUUCCUUUUCUAAUUCUUAUUUUGCCUACCAGUGCCAUUACUUUCCUGCCAAAAUCUGAGAACCAAGACAUUUGACUGGACCAGGUGUUGCCUUGGGUUAGGUUAUUAUGAAACAUAUGCUAUUAUAUAGACUAGAAAGACUUUUUAAACUAGCUUAUUUACUUGUCUUUUGCGAAAUCUGGAAGAGCAGUAACUGUUGAUAUCGUACUUGUCGUAAUGAUCAUGAUAUAAAAAUUUGGUAUUUGAA
Molecule: messenger RNA, 3153 nt
Organism: Branchiostoma floridae (Florida lancelet)
Lineage: Eukaryota; Metazoa; Chordata; Leptocardii; Amphioxiformes; Branchiostomatidae
Product: bifunctional protein GlmU-like
Exons: 3
Coding region: 649-1101 (150 amino acids)
Source: RefSeq, a predicted model, not a curated record